This is a messenger RNA of Sphaerulina musiva SO2202, 414 nucleotides long. Its product is annotated as histone-fold-containing protein. NCBI's taxonomy places the organism in Eukaryota, Fungi, Ascomycota, Dothideomycetes, Mycosphaerellales, Mycosphaerellaceae. Bases 1 to 414 code for a protein of 137 amino acids. Gene Ontology annotation, cellular component: nucleosome. Gene Ontology annotation, molecular function: DNA binding; protein heterodimerization activity; structural constituent of chromatin. The record is from RefSeq and is a predicted model, not a curated record. The transcript is spliced from 2 exons.
AUGCGCGGAGGCAGAGGUGGAAGAAAUAGCACCGGGGGGAAGGGACCCAGAAGGAGUAGUGGACCUGCCGGUGCGGUGUCAAGUGAGCAGCAGAAGAAGCGCAGAUACAAGCCAGGCACUCUAGCUCUAAAGGAGAUUCGCCGGUAUCAGAAGUCAACGGAUCUGCUGGUCGCGAAGCUGCCUUUUUCACGUCUGGUCCGCGAAGUUUGUCUUAAUGUUGCGCCUCCUGGAUCUGAGGUUACAAGAUGGCAGUCACAAGCCAUACAAGCACUGCAGGAAGCGGCCGAAGCGUUCCUGGUACAUCUCUUCGAGGACUCGAAUCUGUGCGCGAUCCAUGCGAAGCGCGUCACCAUCAUGCAGAAGGAUAUACAACUGGCGCGGCGAAUCCGUGGAGCAUGGGGAGGUCUUGGUUGA